AUGAAAAAUAAAAAUAUAUGUGACGAUAGUUCGUCAUGCAGUGAUUAUUCAAAAGUAUUGUCACCGUUUGUACUUAAUAAUUCUCCACAUCAAUGUCAAGGAUACUUGAGAAAUUGCUGGAAGGUUUCAAUAAAUGAUAUUUGUUUAUCGGAAAAUCAAUCAAAUAGAAGAUAUCAAGCUUUUAAAAAUGAUGAUGGACAAAGCAUUGGCUCAUGGACAAAUAAAUCAAAUUAUGAAGCAGAAAAAUGUGAUAUUUGUGCUUGUUAUUGUGAUAAUGAAUUUAACAUCAAUUCAAUUAAUAAAUUUAGUCUACAAGAAGUACGAGCAAAACAUGAUCAAGGAGUUGUUACAGGAAUAAAAUUUGAUAUUGAUGGUGACACAAUUGUCUUAAAAAUACGAGUUGGUAUUUUUAUAAAUGGAACUGUUGAUGCUAAUCAACAAAGUUGGGAUUCAAAUUAUGUAUCAACAUUUAAUCCAGGUACUUUACCACCAUACUCAUUAAAUUCAACUGAUCAACAAUAUUCUUCUCACAAAAAUAAUCAUCCUUACAAAACAGUAAGACUAGAUUACAAUUGGAGAAAUAUGUAUCUUGAUAAUUUAGUAGCACCACCAGGAAAAUUAAUUCAAGGAGUUAAAUUUAUUGAAUGUUCUGAUGGAAUUUCGAUUGGAAUACUAGCAACAAGUAUUAAUGAAGAAAAUUUACAACUUAUUCCUGAUACUGCUGAAUGGUGGUCUAUUUCAAAUUGUUUUUUAGCAUCCAUUUCUAAACCAAGAAUGGCUCUGAUAAACAAAAAAAAUUCAUACGUAACAUUUGAAAUAUCUGAUUGGCAAUUGGAUGCUAGUCAAACAAUUAUUCCAUUUAUUGAUGCUCAACCAGUAAUAACAAGUCCAUCAGUACCACUUUCUGGAAUUACAAUUCAUUACAAAACACAGGAUAAAUCUGGUGGUUUUAUUGGACUACAAAUACAACCAUUUAAUCCUUCUUAUUUUAUGGAUGAAGAUAUUUUAAGCAAUAAUAUUGAUAAGUAA
Molecule: messenger RNA, 1029 nt
Organism: Aphidius gifuensis
Lineage: Eukaryota; Metazoa; Arthropoda; Insecta; Hymenoptera; Braconidae
Exons: 8
Coding region: 1-1029 (342 amino acids)
Source: RefSeq, a predicted model, not a curated record